CUGCAGCAGGGCCGCACGAGCCACUUUCGGGAAAUGAGGCACCGUUUGACAGGAAAGCUCGUAUAACGAAGAGACGAACGAUGUGAGCCGUAGGCUCCGAACUAUCCCGUGAGAUUUAACACCUUUUUUCCCGGAAAAAAGGAAAGAGAUUAACACAAACCCUUUCUAGCCACUAUCAGAAAAGUCGACGCAUGAAAGAUAAGGAUAAUUUUCGUUGAGUUCCCGAGAAGUUUUCGAUGGCAAUAAAGACACGGAAGUACUAGGGCUAGAUGUCACGACUAACAGCGAUGGAACUGGGCCGGCAAUUGUGCGGGAAGAUGAAGAAGGCAAAGAGGAGCGAACCAACUAUGACCGUCCCGACUUCCGGCCUGGAGAUUCAUUUCUACUCCCAAGACUCCCAGCUGAACUACGUGGCAGGCUGCUACUCAGCUGAGGAGUUGUGCCUGGAGGCUGCCAAGAAGUGCCGUAUCUCCCCUCUCUGCCACAACUUGUUUGCUCUCUAUGAUGAGAGUCGGGACAUCUGGUACUCGCCCAAUUACCGCUUUAAAAUCUGCGACAUCAACAUGAAGCUGUACUACCGGAUGAGGUUCUAUUUCACCAACUGGCACGGCACCAAUGAAAAUGAGCCUCCAGUGUGGAGAUACUCCCUCAACAAACAGAGGAGUAAUAGCACUCCCCAGGGGACCCCUGAAGGGACGCCCCUCCUGGAUGCAGCCUCCCUGGAAUAUUUGUUCUCCCAGGGGCAGUACGACUUUGUGAAAGGCCUGGCCCCCCUGCGGAUCCCUCUGAGUGAGUCUGAGGCCCAUGAGAUUGAGAACGAAUGCUUGGGCAUGGCAGUGUUGGCUAUUUCCCACUAUGCCAUCAACAAGAGCGUGUCACUCUCAGGCAUGGCGGCUGACAUCAGCUAUAAAAAAUACAUCCCAGAAAGCCUCAACAAGACUAUCAAACAGCGCAACUUCCUCACCCGCAUCCGCAUCAACAAUGUCUUUAAGAACUUUCUGAACGAGUUCAACAGCAAGACUAUCCAGGACAGCCACGUUACCACACAUGACCUGAAAGUCAAGUAUCUGUCCACUCUGGAGACUCUGACCAGGGGCUUUGGUACUGAAGUUUAUGAGACAAGCAUGCUGCAAUUCACAUCUGAAAAUGAGAAGUCACAUGUGACUGCCUUCCAUGAGAAUGACCCCCCAGUUUUUGAGGUACAGGUGUCUGGAAACAAUGGCAUCUCCUGGCGCAAGAAGCCUGAUCCUACUCUGCCAUUUCCUAAAGACAAGAAUAAAUCCAAAAAGAACAAGGUGUAUGGAAAAAACAAGAAUGAAAAAAAGAAAGACAGCUGGAUAUUGUUUUCAGACUUCCACGAGAUCAUCCACGUUGCCAUCAGGGACUCUACAGUCACCAUUAACAAACAGGACAAAAAGAUGGAGAUGCAGCUGGCCUUCCCGGCAGAAGCACUUUCCUUUGCUGCGCUGGUUGAUGGUUACUUCCGUCUGACUGUGGAUGCUCACCACUACCUGUGCACUGAGGUAUCGCCUGCCUCAGUGGUACAGAACCUGGAGGAUGGAUGUUACGGUCCCAUUUCGACCGAUUACGCCAUUCAUAAACUACGUCAGGAGGGCAGCGAGGAGGGCAUGUAUGUGCUGCGCUGGAGCUGCACUGACUACAACCACAUCCUCAUGACUGUUGCUUGCAACGAGAUGGACCUCCUUGAGUCCAGGAUGACACGGCAGUACAAGAACUUCCAGAUUGAGGUUGGGGAACAGGGCUACCGGCUGUGUGGGACUGAAACCUUUCGCCCUUCUCUCCGGGAGCUGAUGGAGCACUUGGCUGGGCAGUCCUUGCGAACAGAGAACGUCAGUUUUCAGCUUAAAAAGUGCUGCCCACCACAAGCACGAGAAAUAUCUAACCUCCUGGUAGUGACCAAAAACAGAGCGCCAGAGUCCCAGGUGCCUUAUCAACUCAGUCAGCUGAGCUUCCAUAGGAUCCUCAAGGAGGAGAUAAUCCAGGGGGAGCAUCUGGGAGGAGGCACCAGAACCAACAUCUAUGCUGGCACCCUGAAGGUAAAGAAUGAAGAUGACGAUGACAGCAGCUACAGCACCUACAGUGAGACUAAGGUGGUCCUGAAGGUGCUGGGGUCUAGCCACAGAGACAUUUCCAUGGCCUUCUUUGAGACGGCCAGCAUGAUGCGGCAGGUGUCCCACAAACACAUCGUACCACUGUAUGGCGUGUGUGUCCGCGACCUGGAGAACAUCAUGGUUGAACAGUAUGUAGAGCUUGGCCCACUGGACCUGUUCAUGCAGAGCCAACGCCAUUUCCUCACCACACCAUGGAAGUUCCAGGUGGCCAAGCAGCUGGCCAGUGCCCUCAGCUACCUGGAGGACAAGCGGCUGGUCCAUGGCUAUGUGUGCACCAAGAACAUCCUGUUGGCUCGGGAUGGCAUAGAGGGCGACGAUGGGCCCUUCAUCAAGCUCAGCGAUCCAGGCAUUCCCAUCACUGUCCUUACUAGAGCAGAGUGUGUAAACAGGAUCCCGUGGAUUGCCCCUGAGUGUGUGAGGAACCCCAAGGAGCUCAGUGUGGCAGCUGACAAGUGGAGCUUUGGCACCACCCUGUGGGAGAUAUGCUACGAUGGCGAGAUACCCCUCAAGGACAAGAAGCUCACAGAGAAAGAGAGGUUCUAUACAGCCAAGUGCACAUUGGCCACACCUGACUGCCAAGAGCUGGCUGACCUCAUGAAGCAGUGCAUGAACUAUGACCCUCACAAGAGACCCUUCUUCAGGGCCAUUGUGAGGGACCUCAACAAGCUGGAGGAACAAAAUCCGUCCAUCGCCUCUGGAAUGGUUCCUGUCCAAGAGGUUGACCCCACGCUAUUUGAGAAACGGUUCCUGAAAAAGAUCCGAGAUUUGGGAGAGGGCCACUUUGGCAAGGUGGAGUUGUGCAUGUAUGACCCCCGUGGCGACCGCACUGGCGAGCUGGUGGCCGUCAAGUCCCUGAAGCCAGAGAACAAGGAGGAGCAGAACAGUAACCUGUGGCAUGAGAUUGAUAUCCUGAAGGAGCUGUACCACAAGAACAUUGUCAAGUACAAAGGCAUCUGCAGUGAGGAAGGGGGAAGAACAAUUAAGCUGAUUAUGGAGUACCUACCUGCUGGCAGCCUGAAAGAGUAUCUACCCCGGAAGAAGUCCCAAAUCAACCUGAAGAGGCUUCUUAGCUAUGGAAUCCAGAUAUGUCAGGGAAUGGACUACCUUGGGUCGCUUAACUACAUUCACCGCGACUUAGCAGCCCGCAAUGUGCUGGUGGAGAAUGAAAACACAGUCAAGAUCGGGGACUUUGGCCUUACCAAGAGCAUCAAGGACAACGAGGGCUACUACACUGUGAAAGAUGACCUGGACAGUCCUGUCUUCUGGUACGCACCUGAAUGCCUUGUGCACUGCAAGUUCUACCGAGCGUCGGACGUGUGGUCCUUCGGGGUCACCAUGUACGAGCUGCUGACCUACUGCGAGACAGAAUGGAGCCCCAUGACGGUGUUCCUGAAGAUAAUUGGUCCCACGCAUGGGCAGAUGACUGUCACCAGGUUGGUUAAAGCCUUAGAGGAGGGAAAGAGGCUUCCUUGCCCACCAGAAUGCCCAGACAUGGUUUAUGCCCAGCUGCGGAGGUGUUGGGAGAGCUCCCCCGAGAAGCGCAUUGACUUCAAGGGCUUGAUCCAUGUGCUCCAGCAGCUGCUUGCAGAGUGCAAGUGACCCUGGAGAUGAUGCGACCUACACAUCACAGCUGUAACAAGCUUUUCAAGACAUUUUAGGCUGAGAACUUGACAAGAAAUAUUACUUUUCCCCUUCCAGCUGGCAUAUAUUUCUAGCAUUUAUUUUUGGUUAUUUUCAUAGACGAUACCUGCCACCUCCAGUUUUUACCCCCCACCCCACCCCCCAUAUUUGGCAGACUAAUUGUAGAGAAGAAAUUGAUUUACUUGUAAAUAGACCCCAGUAUUAAAGUCAGAACAGUUGAGCUUACCAUUUUUUUUUUUCUUGCAAAUCAGCACUGGUGCACCAGUAAACCCUCUGUGCAAUCUGUAGCCACUGGCAUUAACUUUGUUUGUUUUUACCAUAAAACAGUUCUAUCCUUUUUUUGUUGAGAGAAAAUGAAAAUGGCAGAUUAGCACUGGAGCUGUGGUGCAUAUAAGAUAGGAUGGAUCUCUGGCACCUGGCCAUUUUCAUGGAACUAUUUGAAUGCUGGGAAAUAAUGGGAUGUUGAAGUCAAGAUGAAACGCAACCCCAGUUGGUUCUAAAUGAUGUUCCUGUGCAGAGUUGUCAGACCUUUUGCACAGCAUCGAAUAGUUGCUUAUGACAUAUAAAUCUGGUACUAUAAUAGUCACCUGUUCAGACUUCAGAAGUUAUACCACAGAAAGCAGAAUGUGGUGACAGACGCUGUAUAUGAUACUUAGUGCAUGUUGCAUGGACAAGUAUAACCACCAGCAGUGGUGCUCUGAGGGGCCUGCGAAGCUGAGCUGCAGAAGCCAACAAGCUACUAGAAAAGGUAAUAAGGCAGGUAAAAGAAGGUCUGGGUCAACAUUUAUUGUGGAAUGUACUUCCUUCAGCAUAAAGACAAUUUAUAAGAGAGGGUGGGUGUUAAUGUACAUAAAAAUAUCAGUUGAAUAAAACUUUUGCAAAAAUCCAAGUUUUA
Scleropages formosus (Asian bonytongue) is the source of this 4668-nucleotide messenger RNA. RefSeq names its product tyrosine-protein kinase JAK1-like. NCBI's taxonomy places the organism in Eukaryota, Metazoa, Chordata, Actinopteri, Osteoglossiformes, Osteoglossidae. The record is from RefSeq and is a predicted model, not a curated record. Gene Ontology annotation, cellular component: cytosol; cytoskeleton; membrane. The transcript is spliced from 24 exons. The coding region runs from base 270 to 3731 and encodes 1153 amino acids. Gene Ontology annotation, biological process: tyrosine phosphorylation of STAT protein; intracellular signal transduction; cell surface receptor signaling pathway via JAK-STAT. Gene Ontology annotation, molecular function: ATP binding; non-membrane spanning protein tyrosine kinase activity; growth hormone receptor binding.